AACCGGACCCUCUGCCAGGGAUGUCGACGAGCCGGAGUCCCUGAAACCUCCGCCAACCCGGGAUGCAGCCUUUAUACGGACUGAUAUGUGUUUUCCUGCGCGAGUGCGGGCUGCCUUUUCCUUCGUUUUUUUUUUUUUUUUUAAAUAUUGUUUUUUCUUUUUUUCUUUCCCUUCUCCUCCUCCUGCACGCAGCAUAUAGUGGACCUGGAUGCCGUGUGGGCGAUGCAGUCACAAGGGAUAUAUUGUGAUUUGGCGGAGAUGUGUUCGCCACCAUUGCAUUGAUUAAAAACAAGUAAAGGAGGUAACGAGGGAUCUAAUAAGAUAUCGCCACCUGUUACCAGAAAAUCAGACUUCACCUCUGUGGAAGAGCAGAAUGUUUUCUUAGCCCCAUCCUCCUUGAUGCUGCAGCGCAGCCACAGUUCAGGGACCUUUAGAAGAAAUUCCAUCCUCCAAACGAUAACCUCAAUCUGCUCUCCAGCAUUGGCUCUACUGGGAAUAGCGCUGCUUACACAUACACACAGCCAGCCAGGAGGAGUGACAGUGUUGCUCUCCCGCCGCCCAAAUCUGACAACCAUGAUCCUGAGAGGCCCCCUGCUACGGCUUAGAUCAGGGAUCAGCUCGCCGCUCGAUGGCUAGACCUCAACACUCAAAGAGCUGGAGGCCUUUCUGAUGAGAAUCUCUCACUGCAUUGUAGCACAUGGAUUUCAAGACUUCAAAUGAAGAGACAAAGACUGGGAUUUAUUUGAUGCAAGAAGGUAAUGAGGAGCCAUUUAAUAUUCGACUACACUUGGCCAAAGAUAUUCUUAUCCUUCAAGAACAAGAUGUCAUCUGCAUUUCAGGAGAACCUUUUUAUUCAAGCGAGAGGACUGUAACAAUCAGACGGCAAACGAUUGGAGGGUUUGGUCUCAGCAUCAAGGGUGGAGCAGAGCACAAAAUCCCUGUUGUGAUAUCAAAAAUAUCAAAAGAACAAAAAGCUGAACUCUCUGGGCUGCUUUUCAUCGGAGACGGCAUCCUUCAGAUAAAUGGAAUAAAUGUCAGAAGCUAUCGCCACGAGGAAGUGGUGCAGGUUUUGAGAAACGCAGGUGAAGAGGUGACCCUAACGGUGUCGUUCCUGAAGAAGACUCCAGCCUUUUUGAAACUGCCGCUGUGUGAGGACUGCACAUGCAUUCCCAGUGACCAGAGUAGUGGGACAUCAUCUCCUUUGUGUGACAGCGGCCUGCACUUAAACUACCACCCCAACAACACGGACACGUUGUCCUGCUCGUCCUGGCCCACUUCCCCGGGGCUUCGGUGGGAGAAGAGAUGGGUGGACCUGCGCCUUAUUCCUCUGUUACACUCACGCUUGUCGCAGUAUAUCCCCGGCUCUGACGUUUGCAGGAAAAAUGCUUUCCAAGUCAUAGCUGUGGACGGAGUUUGCAGCGGAGUCGUACAGUUUCCCACUGCUGAAGACUGCUUGGACUGGCUUCAGGCAAUAGCAAGCAACAUCUCCAGUCUCACCAAGCACAAUGUGAAGAAAAUUAACAGGAAUUUUCCAGUAAACCAGCAGAUUAUCUACAUGGGCUGGGUCGAUGAGAAGGAGCAGGACUCUGUUCAGGACAGGAUGUACUCACCAAAGUUCCUCGCUCUGAGGGGUUCCUCCCUCUUCAAGUUCACAGCUCCUCCCGUGACAACGUGGGACUGGACCAGAGCAGAGAAAAGCUUUACCGUGUAUGAAAUAAUGUGCAAAAUUUUAAAGGACGGUGACCUUUUGGACAAAAGGAGACACUGCUUCAGUGUUCAGACAGAGAGUGGGGAGGACAUGUUCUUCAGCGUAGAGCUGGAGUGUGAACUGCUGAUCUGGGAAAAGGCUUUUCAGAUGGCCACGUUUCUGGAGGUGGAGAGGAUACAGUGUAAAACAUAUGCUUGCAUAAUGGAGAGCCACCUCAUGGGACUUACAGUUGACUUCAGCAUGGGAUUUGUGUGCUUCGAUGCUGCUUCAAAGGCAAUACUGUGGAGAUACAAAUUCUCCCAGCUAAAAGGAUCCUCUGAUGAUGGAAAAAGCAAGAUCAAAUUUUUAUUCCAAAAUACAGAAUCCAAGUCUAUUGAAGCAAAGGAGCUGGAGUUCUCAAACCUCUUUGCUGUUCUUCACUGUAUUCACGCUUUCUUUGCUGCCAAAGUUGCUUGUCUGGACCCAGUGUUUGUGGAGAGCCAAGGCAGCGCUACGACUGCUGGGAUUCCUUCUCUGUCCAGCCUCUCUUGCAACUCACAGACUCCAAAACUGAAAUACACCACUUGACAGGUGCUGCUGUCUCCGGACCUCUUUUAAAAGACCAGAAUCGCCUCAGACGACGGACAGCUGAACGAGGAUCAAGGCUAUAAGUGUGUCGCAGAUAGCUGGACGCGUUAGUAGAAUAAAGACCUCUUUGUGAGUAUUACACUUGAUAUCUCUGAAGACUUCAGGAAUUACUUUGGACCUGACUUUGAACCUCUUCUUUGAAAACCUUCUGAGAGCGACUCGAUGGACAUGAAAUGGGUUUUUGUCUUUCUUUCAAGCCUCAGACAACCACAUGAUUAUCAUAUCAAACAGAGAUUGCUGGUAAUUUCCCUCAGUAGUUUGUCUUUUUUCUGUGAAACUUCACUGAAAAUCUUGGGCUUGAUGCAUAAAGAUGUGCACACUCAUGGCUCUAUGGUUUGUACUCAUAAAAGCAUAUGAAUUACUUUCUGUAGACUACCAAAUCCUUCAUUUGCAUUGGAAGCUAAGUACAAAUUUACUUAAGAUUAUUAAUUAGCAUGGGAUUUUCUUAACAUCACAAACUGACUCUUUAUUUUUUAUCUGGGGAUAGUAAGGUGGGAUUUUCUCUUGGGAUAACAGCCUUAUCUUAGUCUGCGAGCUAAUUUGGAUGUGAUUUUUUUUUUUCCCAAGGUCACAAGUUGAAUAUUCGUUCGUCUUAAGAAAGCAAGCCAUUUUUAUUUCUUUGUCCCUCAAAAACAACAUCCAUUUUCUUUGAAUAAUGAGUUUAAUUGCUUUUAUUAUUAAUUUAAAUGUGAUUUUCUUUCGAUUGCAGGCUGAAUAUUCUUUUAUCUUGAGCGAACUGACCUAUUGAUUAUGGUGCAAAUGAUUAUUUUGCACCAUAACCAUUAAAGAAGGCACAGUUUCAUUGUUCACUGUCAUUGUCAUGACACUUCAGUUUGGUGCCACAGUAGUUCGAUGAUCUUUAAUGGGUCAUUUUCACAUUUAGAAAUCUGUCCGUUUUAUAUUCUUUGUUUGCUUUUGUUUCAAGAUUCCAAACUUAUUUAAAGUUAUCUCAAGAAAGUAAAUAUUUUUAUGCCAAAACAACUAAAUGUACUGAACAUAAUAUCAUUGUUAAAUUCAUAUGAUUACAUAAAAUGUCUUGUUUUCAAAUAUUGAGGCAAAUAACCCAUUAUCACUAGAUAACAUUUUCUGAGCAGGACUUUUCUCAGUUUCAUUGCAAAAAUCUCAAUAAUUAUGAAAGAACUCCUUUUUUGUACUAUAAAUAUAUAGCCUGACAGGAAACCCUCUAUUUGGGAUAUAUACAUUGAGUACAGUAUGGUAUUCAAAUAGUUAGUUCUCAUUUAUGUUCUAGUAAAACCUUUUACAAUCAUGAUAAAUUAUCUCCACAUUUUUCAAAUUUUGCUUCAUUCUAUUUGACUGAAAUCACUCGCUAAAUAAAUGGUCUGAAAAAUGGGGCUCAAUAUUCCCAUAGCAUAAAUAGUUGAAGGCAUAUGUAUGUUUUUUCUGUGUGUGUGUGUGUGUGUGUGUGUGUGCAUAUGCAUGCGUGUGUGUACACAUGAUUUAUGCAUCUAGCCUCUGGAGUUAAAAAUAUGAAAAAGCACUUUUUUCUAAAACAUGUAAACUUGUUCAAAGAAAAAAAAAGCCUUGACUGGAUUAUAGUCAAGGCUUAAAUGAGUGACAUUACACUCAUUUUAAGUGUUUUUGUGUUUUUAAACGGACAAUGUAAUUCAAGACUCAUUUAAAGUCAGAUUUAUUUCCCUCAGUUUAGAGUCCACAUAUAACUAAAAAGCAACAUUGUUGGUGAGAGAAAUGUAUGUUUUAGGUUGUUUCCUGUGUUGUUCUUGCCUGACACUCAGCAUUGUGAAGUAUAAACACAUCUACCGAUCUGCGAAUCGGUAGAUGUGCGAUCUGCGAAAUGUGUGAGCAUUUGUGAGUGCGAAUGGGUGAAUGUGACUCUAGUGUAAAGCGCUUUGAGUGGUCAAAAUGAUUGAAAAAGCGCUAUAUAAAUUCAGUCCAUUUACCAUUUACCAUCUGUUUUUGGGUCAGGUUGGCUGAAAGUCUAUUGCUGUUUAUUUUGUUGGUGGAUAAAGAAGAUGACUUUGAAUAUCUGGUUCAUCAUAAGUAGUCUCAAUUGGACAAACAACAACAACAAAAAAACAAUUUCUGUUUAUAAUAUCUCUUCUCAAAACAAUUAUGUAAAUAAACACUGACAUUUGAAUAAACUCGGAUAACUAUAAGCAUAACCUGAAGGACUGUCACUACUACUUGGCAUUAAGGUAUUAAAUAUUUGUUGCGUGCCAGAGGUAAAGAAGCUCAUACACUGAUGCUCUCUUUGUCAUUUACUCUUCGAACCAUUUAGAAGUAUAAAAUCGGCCAUGGUGUAUUUUUUUAUGGUUGCUUAAGAUUACCCUGUAAAUAUUGCAUUAAUGAGAAUUGGUCGGGAGGAAAUCAGAAAUAUCCAAUAUUCUAGCUUAAAAUGCUUUCAGUUACCCCUUUAACCUGUCUCUGUUUCAAACUGUUUGUAAAUGCUGUAGAGUGGCAGCUAAACUAUCAUAAUCACAAAGAGUUCAGGUCAAUUAAAGUAAUUAUUCACACUCUUACCUCCUAUUUACAGAGGAGGAGGCCCCUGAGUAAGAGAAACUCUGGAGGAUAGCAAAUUAAAAGGGGUCAAAGUCUUUUCGUGCUGUGCAGCCUUGUUAAGGCGUCUGAUGGAAAGCGAUGGUGGUGCAGUCUAUGCAAAGAAAGUCUGUGUGAUGCUUUUGUGCUUUAAAAACAAUCUUGAUAAGAAAUAACCGUGCCACACAGGAUCCUUGAAGGUAAGGUUGACUUUAUUUUUAUUUUAUUAUUAUUUUUUUUUUUUGCAGAUGUUUUAAUAACAGAUAUGCAGUGAAAUAAAUCAAUAAAUGAGAACUUUUGUAUCACGGCUCAGUCAUGAGUGAAUUUACUUUGCUCAAAUACAAUCCUAUGGUAUCCCAUGGUUUAAAUA
This is a messenger RNA of Poeciliopsis prolifica (blackstripe livebearer), 5219 nucleotides long. RefSeq names its product syntrophin, gamma 1 (gene sntg1). Gene Ontology annotation, cellular component: intracellular anatomical structure; dystrophin-associated glycoprotein complex. The coding region runs from base 698 to 2275 and encodes 525 amino acids. NCBI's taxonomy places the organism in Eukaryota, Metazoa, Chordata, Actinopteri, Cyprinodontiformes, Poeciliidae. Gene Ontology annotation, molecular function: protein binding; structural molecule activity. The record is from RefSeq and is a predicted model, not a curated record. The transcript is spliced from 19 exons.